Oldenlandia corymbosa var. corymbosa is the source of this 549-nucleotide messenger RNA. NCBI's taxonomy places the organism in Eukaryota, Viridiplantae, Streptophyta, Magnoliopsida, Gentianales, Rubiaceae. The record is from the annotation of a GenBank genome assembly.
AUGUCCCCCGCGGUGCAGGGGAAGCCGAAUCCCUCGACAGUCAUCUGCAAAAUCCUCACUCCAAGAUCCGCCGGCUCUUAUAUUGUUCCGGCUCCCUCUGGUUGCACUGGGGUGGACCAACUUACGUUGUCGUUUCGAGGGGAAGUCUAUGUUUUCGACUCCGUUUCUCCGGAAAAGAAGAUGAAAUUUAGGGUUCUACUGUUGGAUUUGUCGAUCAUUGCACAUGUCGAAACGCUACAGAGGUUGCCGGAAUCGUCGGGUUCGGGAAAUCACUGGAAUUGGCGACAACGGGUUACCAGUCAAAACCAGCUCCCAAUCAAUCAGAGGAAACUAGACAGAGAGCAUCUAUCAAUGGCCACCAAUCCUUCGCAGCUUCUUCCUUCAGCGAUAACCAUCCGCCAAAGGAAUCCAGAAAUUGCAAGGGUUUCCAAUGAUGGAGCACGGUCACAACUGUUGAAGAUGGCGGCAGAAAAAGGAUAUGGGGGAGGUGGCAGCAACAGUGGUGGAAAAGGUGUCCCUCUUCCAAAAUCCAAUUUGGAUUACAAAUAG